Molecule: messenger RNA, 309 nt
Organism: Ichthyophthirius multifiliis
Lineage: Eukaryota; Ciliophora; Oligohymenophorea; Hymenostomatida
Exons: 4
Source: RefSeq, a predicted model, not a curated record
AUGUUUCAUAUAAGAAUGUUAAAAAAGAUUCUACAAAAAGCUGAUCCAGAACUUUUAAAUACAUUUAUAUAAGCUUUAAUUGCACGUAUUAUAAUUAGAAUAAUGCAUAAAACUUUUAUUGCUUUAAAAUAUUUAAAUUUACCAAUUUCAGAAAAUGAUUAUUAAAUCACAUAAGAAAUAAGUGAAUAUUUUUAAUAAUAUGACCCGAAAAUAAUAGGAAAUUCAGCUCUUAAUAAUACUACUUUUAUAGGAGAAAGUAGUUGUUUAGUAGAUGAUACUAUGAUUACUUAAAAAUAUUAUAUUUAUUGA